UGCAUGAAUGCGAGCAUUGGAUCUCUGUUUGCAAACACAGACCGCAUAUCACAUCAUAUUUGUAUGAAUACUAUCGCAUAGUCUUCACAUCUGUUACUCAAUCCAUCAGUUUGUGGUCACAAUCAUCACCAUCUACUGCCACCAUCAACGAUGACAAGUCUCAAACAGACACCACUGACCUGUAGCGGACACACCAGACCUGUGGUUCACUUGCAGUUCAGUCCCAUCACAUCCAACGGCUUCUUCUUGAUCUCUGCCUCCAAAGAUGGAAAACCAAUGCUUCGGAAGGGAGACACCGGUGACUGGAUUGGCACGUUUGAGGGCCACAAAGGUGCCGUAUGGGGUGUAGCCCUGAGUGGUGACAGUGUGAGGGCCGCCACCGGCGCCGCCGACUUUUGCGCUAAAAUAUGGGACGCCGUGUCGGGACAGGAGUUGCAUAACUUAAGUCACGCGCAUAUCGUUAAGAGUGUGGACUUCAGCUCAGACGACAACUAUCUGGUGACCGGAAGUAAUGACAAAUUGCUUCGAGUCUAUGAUCUCAACCAAAUAGACUCAGAUCCCAUUGUGUUCAGUGGUCACACGUCGUCCAUUCGUCACGUCUUGUUUGCCAACGACUCGCAAACACUGGUUAGCGCUUCCGAAGACAAGACCAUCAGAUUUUGGGACAAAGACUCCAAACAAGAGAUUAAGAAAUUGGAUUUCAAUACAAUUCCCUAUAGUAUUGAACUCUCGCGCGACUCGAAGCUGUUGUCCAUUUGUCACGGAAAUUAUGUGAUGUUUUUGGACAUGGAAUCCAUGGAAACGGUGAAAGAGUUUAAGAUUCCGACUCAAGUGUUGUCGGCGACACUACAUCCGGACAAAAGUGUGUUUGUGUGCGGGGGAGAGGACUUCAAAAUGUAUAAAUACGACUACAAUAACGGCAACGAAAUCGAGUCAUUCAAAGGACACUUCGGAGGCGUCCAUUGCGUCCGAUUCUCGCCCGACGGCGAACUCUACGCCAGCGGUAGUGAAGACGGCACUCUACGGCUAUGGCAGACAACUGUCGGCAAAACGUAUGGCCUCUGGAAGUGCAUCAAUACAGAGGACAACGAUUCCAGUGAACCACAACUUUCUAAUAAUGAAAACCACAAUAACUCUAAUAAUAGUAAAUAAUUUGCAAACAUUGUUUUUAAUACAAAUGUAAAUGAAUUUUUACGACCCC
Molecule: messenger RNA, 1201 nt
Organism: Oppiella nova
Lineage: Eukaryota; Metazoa; Arthropoda; Arachnida; Sarcoptiformes; Oppiidae
Source: the annotation of a GenBank genome assembly